CUCUGUUUGGUCUCUCCGCCUAGAGAGCGAGCGGCUAGCUCGGGGCUAGGCGGGAUCCGGGGCCCUCUGGAGGCAGGUGGGUGGGAGUCAUGGAGAACCGGCCCCCCAGCCAGCCCUGGGCACCUUUCUCCUGCCCGGGUUUGAAGAAGCCACCUGAGGUGGUCCUCCAGCUGAAGGUGGUGGGGCUGUUCAAGGAGGUCCCAUUUCAGAUAGCGAAGUGCACAGCAGAGUGUCUGAAGCAUUCUCAUCCAGACAAUUUUAAAGACCCUAUAAUAGUUCCUCUUCAUGAAUUUGCAUGGCAAGAAUUUCUACGAGAGAAAAAAAGGGAACUCAAGGGUGAAACAUGGAGAUACCCUUCUACAGUGAUGUGUUUUAUUAAUGAUCAGCUGAUGGGCAAUGAAGGUUGUCUGCAGAAAUGGGCUCAUAAGAGAUGGGGUCUUAAGGAUUUUAAGCCCAUAGCACUUUAUCAAGCUCUUACUUCAGAUUAUGUGGCUGAUUACUUGAGAAAUUCCAAGCAUCCAUUGGUCUUUUUUGAAGUUACAGUAAAUAAACGGAUUAUUGGAAGAUUGGUAUUUGAGCUCUAUGCUGAUGUUUGCCCCAAAACUUGUGAGAAUUUCCGGACAUUAUGCACAGGGAAAGCAGGAUUUUCUCAAUCCGGUAUAAAAUUGCAUUAUAAAAAUACCAUUUUCCAUAGAUUGGUCAAAAAUGGUUGGUUACAAGGCGGAGAUAUCUAUAUGGGAAAAGGAGAUGGUGGUGAGUCAAUUUAUGGACCAACAUUUGAAGAUGAAAACUUUAUAGUGCCACAUGAUAAAAGAGGAGUUCUUGGUAUGGCCAACAAAGGACGACACACCAAUGGGUCACAAUUCUAUAUCACACUACAGAAAGCUCCUUAUCUAGAUCGAAAAUAUGUGGCUUUUGGGCAACUGAUUGAAGGAACAAGAGUUCUUCAGAUACUAGAAGUAGCAGAUACAGCAAAUGAAAGACCAAUCUAUGCUUGUAGAAUUACCGAUUGUGGUAAUUAUCGCUGAUAACAUAGACUGACACUUCUUCCUCUAGCUUACGUAUUAUUCUUUUCUAGAUUUCAGUAAAUGAUUUUUGAAAAAUAAAAUAAAACUGAGAAUCUAAUUUA
This is a messenger RNA of Antechinus flavipes (yellow-footed antechinus), 1129 nucleotides long. RefSeq names its product peptidylprolyl isomerase like 6 (gene PPIL6). The coding region runs from base 90 to 1028 and encodes 312 amino acids. Gene Ontology annotation, biological process: protein peptidyl-prolyl isomerization. The transcript is spliced from 8 exons. Gene Ontology annotation, molecular function: peptidyl-prolyl cis-trans isomerase activity. Lineage: Eukaryota; Metazoa; Chordata; Mammalia; Dasyuromorphia; Dasyuridae. The record is from RefSeq and is a predicted model, not a curated record.